Messenger RNA from Bicyclus anynana (squinting bush brown), 1649 nucleotides. It is a transcript of the gene l(2)37Bb, whose product is annotated as FAD-dependent oxidoreductase domain-containing protein 1. The coding region runs from base 210 to 1589 and encodes 459 amino acids. NCBI's taxonomy places the organism in Eukaryota, Metazoa, Arthropoda, Insecta, Lepidoptera, Nymphalidae. The record is from RefSeq and is a predicted model, not a curated record. Gene Ontology annotation, molecular function: oxidoreductase activity. The transcript has 6 exons. Gene Ontology annotation, cellular component: cytoplasm.
AAUUCAAAAUGUCAAAAUAAAUAAUAAUUUGAAAACUAUAAAUUUAUUUUGUGAAACCACCAUUAUUGAAUGAAUACCGUCAUUCUAUUACAAUAUUGGCUUCAAAUAUAAUACAACAUAUCCAUGACCUGUCAACUCCUAUGGUUUUUGUUAAGUACUUAAAAGUUAAUAAUUGAUAUCCAAAAAUAAAAACAUAAGAUUAAGUUGCAAUGAUUCUUCCGAGAGUAUUUCUCAAUUCUAUAAAAAGAAGCAUACAUUCAUCUAAACACAAGCACCCCUUCACAAGGACAUGGGAAACUUUAUUUAGCGAGGCAAAGUCAGGGUUUCGCUUAAAAGACCCUCUUUAUCCUGAACAUGCGGAUGUUGUUAUUGUUGGGGGUGGAUAUAUCGGAGCUUCGUCAGCCUAUUGGCUCAAAACCAGAGCGGGUGAAGGAUUAUCUGUAGUAGUUUUAGAAAGAGAUCCUAUGUAUAAUAGUACUCAGCAGAUGUUAUCCCACGGCAUCCUGACACAACACUUUUCGUUGCCAGAAAACAUAUAUCUUUCACAAUUCAGUGCAGAAUUCUUUCGUAACAUAAAAGAGAAUUUAGGCAAUGAUAUUAAUAUAGAAUACUGUCCAGUAGGACAAUUACUUCUAGCUAGUGACAGAUAUACUGAAAAGUUAGAACAUAAUGUUAACAUACAGAAAGAUUAUGGCAUCAAAAAUAAGAUAAUAACAGUUGAGGAUAUUCAGAGCAGAUACCCAUGGAUUAACACAUCAGACAUCAAAUUAGGUUGUAUCGGUACUGAAUCAGAGGGUGUAUUUAAUCCAAAAGAGCUCCUUAGGGGUUACAUACAAAAAUCACAGGAAUUAGGUGCAAAUUACAUCAAAUGUGAAAUGGUGGGGUUUGAAAUGGAAGUCCAGAGAGAUGUGUUGAUGGAGGGCAUAGUUCCUGGUACAUUCCAGAAGCUCAACCGAUUAUUGUAUAAGACUGACGAUGGUGAGGUACACAGUUUGAGAUUUGCAGCCUGUAUUGUAGCUGGAGGAGCAGAUUCAGCACAUAUUGCCAAAUUUGCAAAAAUUGGUGAAUCUAAAGGCUUACUAAAAGAAAAAUUGCCAAUUCAAAAAAGAGAGUACAAUACAUUUUCUAUAGAGAAUCCAAAAAAUGAAAUGGCUUUAGGAUUAAACUCUCCAUUUGUAAUGGAUACAAGUGGUUUAUGGUUGAGAAGGAAUGGUCUGCAGAAUAGCUUGCUUUGUGGACAAAUACCUUCUAUUAAAGAUGACAGUAACCAUUCUGCUAGUGAAGUUUUUCAAGCUUCCUUAUUAAACAGAUAUCCUCAUUUCAAAGAUUCUGAGGUCAAAGAAGUGUCAACUGAGCUAACAGACUGCAACACAUAUGAUGACACUGGAAUUAUUGGUCCACAUCCAUAUCACAGCAAUUUAAUUUUAGCCACAGGAUUUGGAAGGCAAGGUGUUCAACAUAGUCCUGGAAUAGGACGAGCUGUUGCUGAACUAGUCAUUGAUUGUCACUACAAUGCUAUUGAUUUAACAAGAUUUGGAUUUGAUAGGUUACUGACAAAUGAACCACUAAUUGAAACAAAUGUUUAUUAAUAUUUAUAAUUAUAAUUUAUUUAUUAAUUAGUUGUUAGUUAAAUAAAUAAAUGUUCACAA